This is a messenger RNA of Daphnia pulex (common water flea), 1153 nucleotides long. RefSeq names its product poly(3-hydroxyalkanoate) depolymerase C-like. The transcript has 6 exons. The coding region runs from base 82 to 1092 and encodes 336 amino acids. The record is from RefSeq and is a predicted model, not a curated record. NCBI's taxonomy places the organism in Eukaryota, Metazoa, Arthropoda, Branchiopoda, Diplostraca, Daphniidae. Gene Ontology annotation, cellular component: extracellular region. Gene Ontology annotation, molecular function: hydrolase activity.
UAGCUGUGUCAUGCCGUCCACUUGCCAAACAGUUUUGUCCUAUUCACUAGUUGAUUAGUCAUCCGAGUCGCAUCGUCCAACAUGAUGCUGAAGUCGGUCAUGAUUACUCUUUUCUUGGUUGCCCAGGUAGCGCUGGGCCUACCCAGGCAAACCAUCACAUUGCAACCUUACGCCAUCGAGCCGGGAUCGCUAACUGUUUCCGGUAUCUCCGCCGGCGCAGCAAUGGCCAGUCAGUUUCACGUAGCGUUCUCCAAGGACGUCAAUGGCGUCGGCAUCUUUGCAGGAAUACCGUACGGCUGCGCCAAGAGCACGCUGGCCGGUGCGCUCAAUUGCAUGAGCUCGCCGUUCCUGACGUCCGUUCCCACGCUGAUUUCACGGGCCGACGGCUACGCCCAGCAGGGCACCAUCGACCCGACGUCGAAUUUGGCCGGCGACAAAGUCUACGUCUUCCACGGCACCCGAGACUCGACGGUGAACAACAAAAACGGCGAGCAGAUCGUCACCUUCUACGAGAAUUACCUGUCGUCCUCCGACAUCACCACCGAAUUCACCAUCGCCGCCGAACAUUGCCAGCCGACUGAUAAUUUCGGCGGGGUGUGCAACAAGCAGAAUUCGGCCAAUUACAUCAACGAUUGCGACUACCGCGGGGCUUAUUUGGCGUUGAAUCAUUUCUACGGCGGAAAUCUGGAGCCCGGAACGACGACCACCGCUCCGGACUCGAAUUUGUUCCUGUUCGAUCAGGCGGAAUUCUUCGGCGGAAGACCCGGAAGCUAUUCGAUGGACUCGACAGGUUACGUCUACAUUCCCACGAUGUGCCAGGACCCGACCAGAUACUGCAAACUCCACGUCGUCCUCCACGGCUGUCUACAGAGCAGCAAAGAGAUUGGCGACGUGUUUGUUAAAAACGCCGGUUACCUGGAAGUGGCCGAAGCCAACGGAAUUAUCCUCCUGUUCCCGCAAGCCGUUGCCACGGCCGUCAGCAACCCAAACAGUUGCUUCGAUUGGUGGGGAUAUGCCGACAAUAAUUACGAAGUCCAAAGCGGAGUCCAAAUGGACGCCAUCUACCAAAUGGUCAAGAGGCUGGGCCUCUAAAAUCUUUUCAUUUUAAAAUCAUAGCGAACCGCAAUCAAAUACACAAAAAUGUCUAAUGUAA